AUGAUAUGGCAAGUUGCGCAUGCUUCUUUGGAGGCCAUCCGUCUCUCGUCCCCUUUGACGAGAUACACGGAACAGAUCGCGAGACCGAAUGCAGAAGCCUUCGAGUGGAAGUGGUAUCCGACAUCGUGUCCCUGUUGCAGACGACCCCUGGACAUAACAGUCUUCACUUCCGAGAAGCCGGCUGCUCUGGCCGACGUGCCAGCGUUCAGAGAGCCUCGACACGCUUAUGUUUGCGUUGUCUGGGGUGCAAAUUCUGGCUACGCCCUGGGGGCUGCAGUUCUGGGCGCGAGACUCAAGGAACUGCAAGCAGAGCAAGGUGACGCGGCUGACUUGAUUCUGAUGCACACCGAUGAUGUGCCCUCGAACUAUUUGGAGCAGCUUUCAAAGAUCUGGAAGCUGCAAAGCAUUGAUUACAUUGACGGCGUCCCCGCCCUGUACACCACGAAGGGCACGCGCUUCGACGGAGUUUUCACGAAGCUAAGUGCUUGGAAGCUCGUCGAGUACGACAAGGUGAUGCUCUUGGACAUCGACACGCUGCCGGUGAAGUCCCUCCGUGGCCUCUUUGAUCUGGAGCCCCCUGCAGCCCUCGUCCGAGGGAGCUGCGAGCUGGACCACGGCGCAGUGGUGGAUGGCCGCUCCUUCUUCAGCGAGGGCGGCUGGGAGCCGGGUGGUUGGCUACAGUCCGGAGGCAUCAACGCGGGCCUGAUCCUCCUGCGGCCGUCUCACGACACCUUCGAACAGAUGCUGAGCGAGGUCACUUCCGAGCACCAUCCUGCCCACAUUGCCGGGAACGGCCCGGAGCAGGACUACCUGACCCGCUUCUUCGCGGCAGACCUUCAGCAGCCUUGGCGACACAUCGACGUGUCCUACAACUUUCAGCUGCACCACAUUCCCUUUGCCUUGGAGCAGGUAGUGCGCCACCGAAAUAGGCUUGAAUGGCUUGGCGAGUCCGACUGCGAAGAAUCAGACUGGAUGCCCCGUCGACUCAAAAUCGGCGCGGAGGACAUCAAGCUGGUACACUUCAGCGGCGAGUUGAAGUACUGGCACAUGAUGCUCUGCGACGAAAAAGAUAUGGAGUUCAGCAUAGAGAGAUUUGCGGAGAAGAUGUUGGCUGAAUUCGCAUCCUAUGGAGCCUGGGUGACUGGAGAAGACGACAUUGCAGAGUACGGAGCUCAUCGCUGUGACGGUCGUAUCUUUCUGGAGGGCAAUCCUACGAAGGACAUCACGGACUUGGUGCAGAGUGCUUUCCAGCACGCUCGGGAGAUUUGCACGGCCUCGUGUUCCAUUUGGCACAGCUGUGCCCUCCGGCUCCUGGACCGCCAGCCAGGCUUGCUCCGGGAGCUGGAGUUUCCCCGCGUCCCGGAGGGCUGCGCGCCGCCCGGCGCAGCGGUGCACGUGAUGUGGCCUGACAACGGUGCAGGCUCUUGGUGGCACCCUGCCCGUGUAAUGGCUGUGCACGCCGACGGGAGCUACACGGUACACUACCAUGCACAAGACAAGGGCUGGUCUUCCUGCAUGGAGCGAAAUGUCGAUGCUGCUCGUGUCUGGUGGGAGCGUGAGAGCUCCGAGAAUUGA
Messenger RNA from Symbiodinium sp. CCMP2456, 1575 nucleotides. NCBI's taxonomy places the organism in Eukaryota, Dinophyceae, Suessiales, Symbiodiniaceae. The record is from the annotation of a GenBank genome assembly.